Messenger RNA from Scleropages formosus (Asian bonytongue), 1950 nucleotides. RefSeq names its product plastin 1 (I isoform) (gene pls1). Gene Ontology annotation, biological process: actin filament bundle assembly; actin filament network formation. Bases 1 to 1896 code for a protein of 631 amino acids. Gene Ontology annotation, molecular function: calcium ion binding; actin filament binding. Gene Ontology annotation, cellular component: actin filament; cytoplasm; actin filament bundle. The transcript has 15 exons. The record is from RefSeq and is a predicted model, not a curated record. Lineage: Eukaryota; Metazoa; Chordata; Actinopteri; Osteoglossiformes; Osteoglossidae.
AUGGAGAGCACUGUGACGCAGAUCUCGCGAGAGGACCUGGAGGAGCUGAGGGAGGCUUUUGACAAAAUUGAUAUUGACAACAGCGGCUAUGUGAGCGACUUUGAGUUGCAGGAGCUCUUCAGGGAGGCCCGAUUCUCACUUCCUGGCUUCAAGGUGCGCGAGAUAGUGGAGAAGUUCAUGGCGGCGUCAGACACCAACAAGGACGACAAGAUCAGCUUUGAGGAGUUUGUGUCGAUGUAUCAAGAGCUGAAGAGCCAAGAGGUGAGGGAGUCCUUCCGGAAGGCCAUUACCAGAAGAGACGGGAUCCGAUCCUUCGGUGGCACCUCAGGCAUCUCCAGCGAAGGGACCCAGCACUCCUACUCCGAUGAGGAGAAGGUGGCGUUCGUGAACUGGAUCAACAAGGCCUUGGCCAACGACGCCGACUGCGGACACCUGCUUCCUAUGGACCCUGAGAACGAGAGCCUGUUCAAGUCUGUGAAGGACGGCAUUCUGCUCUGCAAAAUGAUCAAUUUAUCCCAGAGUGACACAAUUGAUGAAAGAGUCAUAAACAAAAAGAAGCUAACAACAUUUACCAUGACUGAAAACCUGGUGUUGGCCCUUAACUCUGCCUCUGCCAUCGGCUGCACAGUCAUCAACAUUGACUCCCAGGACCUGAUGGCUGGAAAGCCACACCUGGUGUUAGGCUUGCUCUGGCAGAUCAUCAAAAUUGGUCUCUUUGCUGACAUUGAAAUCUCCAGGAAUGAAGCCCUGAUCGCGUUACUGGGUGAGGGUGAGGAGAUGGACGACCUGCUCUCCUCAUCCCCUGAAGACCUGCUUCUGCGCUGGGUUAACUUCCACCUGGCGAACGCUGGCUGGCAACCGAUCAGUAACUUCGGCGACCACAUCAAGGACUCCAAGGCCUAUUUUCACCUGCUCAACCAGAUUGCGCCCAAGGGAGGAAGUGAGAAUGAACUGAAGAUUGAAAUUGACAUGUCAGGAUUCAGUGAACGGGAUGAUGAGCAGCGGGCUGAGCUCAUGUUGAGGCAGGCAGCGCGCCUCGACUGCAGGCAGUUUGUCACCCCCCAGGAUGUGGUGGCAGGGAACCAGAAACUGAACAUGGCUUUUGUAGCCAACCUCUUCAACAUGUACCCAGCUUUGAGCAAGCCCACAGGCAACAGUAUCGACCCCGCUCUCCUUGAAGGGGAGACCAGAGAAGAAAGAACAUUCCGGAACUGGAUGAACUCUUUGGGAGUGACACCACAUGUCAACCACUUGUACCGUGACCUGGUGGAUGCCUUGGUCAUAUUUCAGCUGUAUGACCGAAUCCAGAUCCCUGUAGACUACAAAAAAGUCAACAGGCCCCCCUACCCAGCCUUAGGAAGCAACAUGAAAAAGUUGGAGAACUGCAGCUAUGCAGUUGAGCUAGCAAAGCAAGAAGCCAAGUUCUCCCUGGUGGGGAUCGGAGGAGUUAACAUCAACGAAGGGAGUGAGAUGCACACACUGGCCCUGGUGUGGCAGCUCAUGAGGAGGUACACGCUGAAGGUGCUGUCCGACCUUGGAGAUGGUGAAAAAGUGAACGAUCAAGUAAUCAUCCAGUGGGUGAAUUGCACACUAAAGAAAGGCAAAAAGGACACGUUAAUUUCCAGCUUCAAGGACAAAUCGAUCAGCACAAGCCUCCCAGUGAUUGAUCUGAUUGACACCAUCGCCCCCAGUGCAAUCAAAGCAGAGAUGGUGAAGAGAGAAGACAUUGAAGAAGAUGAUAAGAUCAACAAUGCUAAGUAUGCCAUUUCAGUGUGCCGUAAAAUUGGGGCAAAAGUGUACGCUCUACCGGAGGACCUGGUGGAGGUUAAGCCCAAGAUGGUGCUGACAGUGUUUGCUUGUCUGAUGGCGCUGGGUUUGAAGAAAGUGCAGAGCUGAGCUAUACUCUGACACACCCUGAAAAGGCCCAUCCAGUCACAAUGUGGAGUGCAA